This is a messenger RNA of Coregonus sp. 'balchen', 4436 nucleotides long. NCBI's taxonomy places the organism in Eukaryota, Metazoa, Chordata, Actinopteri, Salmoniformes, Salmonidae. The record is from the annotation of a GenBank genome assembly.
AUGCUGUCUGUGGUCAUACUAGGUGUGUCCCUGUCCCUGCUCAUUCUGCUGACGGUGUUUGGUAAUGUCCUGGUAUGUCUGGCCGUCUGUGCCACACGACGUCUCCGCUGCCUCACCAACUGUUUCAUCAUCUCCCUGGCCAUCACUGACCUAUUGCUUGGCAUGCUGGUCCUGCCCUUCUCUGCCCUCCUCCAGCUCAGCGAUUGGCCGCUGGGGCCGACCUUCUGCAACAUCUACAUCUCAUUGGAUGUUAUGUUAUGCACUGCCUCCAUCCUCACCCUAUUGGCCAUCAGCGUGGACCGCUACCUGGCCGUGACCACGCCCCUUAGAUACUCCUCACUGGUGUUGCCGAGGGGGGUAGCCAUAACGAUGGCUUUGGUGUGGGCGGUGUCAGUGGGGGUGUCGUUCCUGCCGAUCCACCUGGGCUGGAACACUGUGGACGGCAGCGUGCAGAAUCACGGCCCAGGGGAGGAGAGGGACUGUAAGUUUAAGCUGAACCCAACAUACGUUGUGGUGGACGCCUCCUUAACCUUCUACCUCCCCCUGCUGAUCAUGUGCUGGACCUACUUCCGCAUCCUCCGCAUCGCCCGGGCCCAGGCCAGACGCAUCAUCCAAACACGACCCUGCCUCAACAACAACACCCUCUCGUCAGCCCCUCGUCACCUCACCUCGGUAACAGCCGUGGCUCUACGGGAAUACAAAGCCACAGUGACUCUAGCAGCAGUGAUCGGAGCGUUCGUGGUGUGCUGGCUCCCCUACUUCACCCUGUUUACCAUUAUGGGUCUGAAGGAGCAGAACUACCCAGCAGCCUACCCCGUGGUGCUGUGGCUGGGGUACAUCAACUCAGCUCUGAACCCUUUGCUCUACGCUGCCCUCAACAGAGACUUUAGGUCCGCCUACGCCCGCCUGCUGCGCAUUGGUUACUUUGGAUAUGGCAGGGGGAGGGGCUGGCCAACGUCGCCCAACACAAUCACAACGGGUAAAAGGAACAAGGGGAAAGACAACACACAUGGUGACGGAACACACACAAUCAUUCAUAACAUCUCCAAAAUAUUGUAUUUUCUGUUGUCUAGCGAGUUAGGGCAAUGGUGAGCCUGUGUGCACAGAAUAGCCAAUUCUUGUCUUCUGGUCUUGUAUUCCUCUCAGGUGCGGGGGAGGUAGGUGGGGGGGAGGUAGCUCUGCUGUGUGAACACACCUCUUCCUGUAGGGCGGAGCCGAGUGAGACCGGUAUGAUGAUGAUGGUCCAGGAAGUCAGAGGAACAACUAUGCCUUCCCCUCAGCACAGCAAUGGGGCGUUUGUCGCCAGCUAGUGAGCAAAACAAAGUACAGAUAAAAAUCGGUCUAAUAGUCUGUAGCCUAUUAUUAAACUGUUGAUACCCUGUGCCAUUCUAUGUCCUGUGUGUCGGAUCGUGCUGACCCUGUGUCUAUCUGUGGGGAGGAUUCAGUGUCCUACCAGUCCUGAAAGCUGAGCCCAACACCAGACAACCUAACUCAUACACCCAGGGGAUCAAUCACAUCACUGACAGGUAAGACACAUCCAAACAUUAUUCAUGAGUUUAUAAAAGGUUCAUGAAAGUGAUCCACUUCUCUAUGUUCUCCCCCAGGACACUGGGAGUCUUCCAAAAUAUCAUGGACAAUCCGCAACAAGGAAUACCGGGGACCUUUAACCACAUUUCUAUCCCUUCAACCAAUGAGCAGUGACUGGGGAAGCCCUCAUGUCACUUUGUUCUGGAACACUGAUACCUGGAAAGUAAUGUCAUGGGAUGGACAGACAGACAAACUGACUGACUGACAGACUAAAACUCUCUUCCCAGACUGGUGGUAAACUCUAACCACUGGUGUUAUUCACCUGAACCUGACUGUGAUCUUCCAAAGUAGCAGAUAGUUAGGCCCUCUAGUGAUGGAAUAUAGUAUUACAACCUGACAAGGAGACAAGACUCAGCAAUUAUCUAUUAACCUCUUCAUCACGAGGUUCCCCAUAUCCGGGUUACUCCUCCCGCAAUCUCAAACAAUGACGUAGUACGGUUUUUAAACAUAUCCAAGUGCGCACCUCAUUGUCUCAUAUUAGUUGACUUGUUGCAUUACACACAGUUACGCAGAGCGCACAACAGCACUUGAAUUUCGGAGGGAAAACGCAAAGUUUAUAAAAAUAUGACAGGCUCUAGUAACAAAUAUACAGUUACAGAGGCGUUAUUAAUUGUAACUGAUGAAAGUUGGACUCCAUGUAUCCCCAUUGACUCUGAAUCAGACGAUGAGGACCUGCUUAGACCGGACGAACCAGACCCCAAUGACGAGAACGAAGGUUAUCGUGUCCAGGGCCCUACUCAAGCAUCAGAAGAGUAUGUAAUCCCAUUGUCAUUUAUUACUUCUAAUACUACUAUUACUAAUUUAUUGUAUGAGUACAAAACAUACAUUCUAAAAUACAGUGAGGGAAAAAAGUAUUUGAUCCCCUGCUGAUUUUGUACGUUUGCCCACUGACAAAGAAAUGAUACGUCUAUCAUUUUAAUGGUAGGUUUAUUUGAACAGUGAGAGACAGAAUAACAUCAAAAAAAUCCAGAAAAACGCAUGUCAAAAAUGUUAUAAAUUGAUUUGCAUUUUAAUGAGGGAAAUAAGUAUUUGACCCCCUCUCAAUCAGAAAGAUUUCUGGCUCCCAGGUGUCUUUUAUACAGCUAACGAGCUGAGAUUAGGAGCACACUCUUAAAGGGAGUGCUCCUAAUCUCAGUUUGUUACCUGUAUAAAAGACACCUGUCCACAGAAGCAAUCAAUCAAUCAGAUUCCAAACUCUCCACCAUGGCCAAGACCAAAGAGCUCUCCAAGGAUGUCAGGGACAAGAUUGUAGACCUACACAAGGCUGGAAUGGGCUACAAGACCAUCGCCAAGCAGCUUGGUGAGAAGGUGACAACAGUUGGUGCGAUUAUUUGCAAAUGGAAGAAACACAAAAUAACUGUCAAUCUCCCUCGGCCUGGGGCUCCAUGCAAGAUCUCACCUCGUGGAGUUGCAAUGAUCAUGAGAACGGUGAGGAAUCAGCCCAGAACUACACGGGAGGAUCUUGUCAAUGAUCUCAAGGCAGCUGGGACCAUAGUCACCAAGAAAACAAUUGGUAACACACUACACCGUGAAGGACUGAAAUCCUGCAACGCCCGCAAGGUCCCCCUGCUCAAGAAAGCACAUAUACAGGGCUGUCUGAAGUUUGCCAAUGAACAUCUGAAUGAUUCAGAGGAGAACUGGGUGAAAGUGUUGUGGUCAGAUGAGACCAAAAUUGAGGUAUUUGGCAUCAACUCAACUCGCCGUGUUUGGAGGAGGAGGAAUGCUGCCUAUGACCCCGAGAACACCAUCCCCACCGUCAAACAUGGAGGUGGAAACAUUAUGCUUUGGGGGUGUUUUUCUGCUAAGGGGACAGGACAACUUCACCGCAUCAAAGGGACGAUGGACGGGGCCAUGUACCGUCAAAUCUUGGGUGAGAACCUCCUUCCCUCAGCCAGGGCAUUGAAAAUGGGUCGUGGAUGGGUAUUCCAGCAUGACAAUGACCCAAAACACACGGCCAAGGCAACAAAGGAGUGGCUCAAGAAGAAGCACAUUAAGGUCCUGGAGUGGCCUAGCCAGUCUCCAGACCUUAAUCCCAUAGAAAAUCUGUUGAGGGAGCUGAAGGUUCGAGUUGACAAACAUCAGCCUCGAAACCUUAAUGACUUGGAGAAGAUCUGCAAAAAGGAGUGGGACAAAAUCCCUCCUGAGAUGUGUGCAAACCUGGUGGCCAACUACAAGAAACAUCUGACCUCUGUGAUUGCCAACAAGGGUUUUGCCACCAAGUACUAAGUCAUGUUUUGCAGAGGGGUCAAAUACUUAUUUCCCUCAUUAAAAUGCAAAUCAAUUUAUAAUAUUUUUGACAUGCGUUGUUCUGGAUUUUUUUGUUGUUAUUCUGUCUCUCACUGUUCAAAUAAACCUACCAUUAAAAUUAUAGACUGAUCAUUUCUUUGUCAGUGGGCAAACGUACAAAAUCAGCAGGGGAUCAAAUACUUUUUUCCCUCACUGUAUCUAUUUGAGUAACUGAAGCUCAACGUAAGUUAGUGCUAGCUUAGCUUAGAGGCCCACAUGCAAGUUUACUUACAAAAGAAUGCUAUGUGUAUUAUUUAUUGUCACUGAAUUAUCACUUUAGUCAACAUUCUCAUAGUUCUAACUAUUUAUUUGAUAUAUCUGACUGUCAAUGAAUGAAUACAAGUGUGUUUUAGUCAUGAUUUUAUUUUCCCUUUUGGCUUGUUUGCACAGUGAAGAUGACUAUAGGGGUGAUGAGCCACAGCCAGAGCAUCUGCCUCCUCAGCCACAGCUUCCCCUUCCUCAGGCAGAGCCUCCUCUUCCUCAGCCUGGCCGCUUGUCUAGACAACGCACUUCUGCUCCCCUCCCUAGGCCACAGUCUUCAUCGGACACUGAGUCCCCUGUAA